Molecule: messenger RNA, 1874 nt
Organism: Diabrotica balteata
Lineage: Eukaryota; Metazoa; Arthropoda; Insecta; Coleoptera; Chrysomelidae
Source: the annotation of a GenBank genome assembly
GAUUCGCGAGUUUCUAAUUUUAGCAUGUAGUCGAGUAUACAAAAACUGCGUUAUGUGCUUCGAUUUUGAUAAUUAAAAAAAAGUUUGUAGUCGCCGUUUGUUAUAGUGUCUUAUGGGUAUAAAAGUGCAGAAUAACAGUUAUUAGGAAGUGAAUAAAAAUAUAUUUUAAAAACAUGGAGGAAAAAAGACAGGAUCAACCACGUUUUAAACUCAUUUGCCAAAGAUACUACCAACUGAAACUUCGAAAAAAGUUCGGAAAAAUAGAUCUUAAUUCUAGGGAUAUCUGGAAUAACACUCCUUUACAUAACGCUCUAAAAUAUGGCCACGAAGAGCUGGCAAGGUUGCUUAUAAAAUCAGGAGCAUGUGUUAAUAAUGUAGAUACAGGUGGUAACACGCCAUUGCAUUUGGCAGCACGAAUCGGAACUACGAGUAUAUACACGGUACGCCUACUUUUGAAACACAUGUCCGAUGUCAACAGUACAAACAAUAUCGGAUUUACACCUUUGCACGAAGUUGUAUAUGCAGAAAAUGUGAAAAUUGCAAAAUGGUCAAUAAUAAAUUAUUACUAUGGUAAUAAAUCAAAUUAUACAAUAAGUAUACCCAACCAACUGUAUUCUGUUUACGAUAACACUGGUAGUAAGUUCCUUAAAUUUAACCUUCUGGAUCCACCUACUUGCUUAACGAAAGAUACUACGGCUGUGGUUAAAAUUUUAGUAGAAGCAGGCGCAGAUGUUAAUCAACAGACUGCCGAAGGCUGGACCGCAUUACAUUUUGCGGUUGAACGGAGUCUUGUAGAUGUUGUUGAUAUACUAUUGCAAAAUGGGGCUAGCGUUAUCUUAUCCGCGCGAAAUCUGCCAGAAUGUCUACUGCUUCAAAUGCCACGAAAGGUACGAGCAUUAUAUGGAAUCAUCUAUAAAGUAGUUAACGACAGCUAUAUAAAUGUACACUCUGGUACUACUGUUUUGCAUCAAGCUGCAGAAUUGGAUAUAACGUAUAUAGCAAAAGUUAUUUUAGAUAAAGGUGCUGAUAUUAAUGCACAAGAUUCUAGGGGAAAAACUGCUCUACAUAUUGCCGUAGAUAAUUUUCAAUAUGAUAUGAUCGAAUUUCUAAUAUUAAAUGGUGCCAAUAUUAACAUAAAAGAUAACUAUGGACAUGUUCCUUUAGCGAAUAUAUUUGACUGUGUUGAUUUUGAUUUUUGUGUUUCAAAACACAUGGUUAAAUACAUUGUUUUAUGGCAAUACGACCAGGAGCAUAUAUUUAUGAAAAGUUCUAAAGUGACUCCAAUACAACUUAUGUGGGACCAAUGUGAAGAUGCUGUUAAUAAAAUGAAAGAUUUUGUAUUUGAGGAGAGUAAUAUUUCCUUAUACAAAAUCCUCAAACACAUUUUUAAUCAACGCCAACUUGCAGAGUACCUGAAAAAAACAUCAAUAUUCCAAUCCUUGUCGGAUUGGAUCUGUAAUGAUAUAUACUGCACAAUAUUUCCGCUGUAUGAGAAGGUUAUAGAGAUAAUUCCACAUAACUUGAAGGCCGCAGAAGAAAGAAAUUCUAUAUUAGAUAAACUUAUUUUGGUAUCCAAUGGAAUUUUGCCUCAAUUGCCUCCAGAAAUAAUCCUUGAAAUUUGCAGUUACCUAAAUAACUAUGAUUUAAGAAACUUUUUGCUAUCGAUCUGUAAAAUCAGUUAAUAAAAUUGAUUAUAAUGUAUUUUUUAUUCAAACGUAAAAUAAUGAUGACAAUACUUAUCUAACUUGAUCCUGUCAAAGUUUGAUGUCUCCGCCGGCAGCAGUUUUUUUUUCCCAUUUCUUUACGGCGGAGGGAAAAAUGUUGUCAUGGCAACAAUAUGAAAUAUGUCACAAAGCAACAAUACAAAUGUCAUU